This is a messenger RNA of Alternaria conjuncta, 555 nucleotides long. RefSeq lists its product as uncharacterized. The coding region runs from base 1 to 555 and encodes 184 amino acids. NCBI's taxonomy places the organism in Eukaryota, Fungi, Ascomycota, Dothideomycetes, Pleosporales, Pleosporaceae. Gene Ontology annotation, molecular function: lyase activity. The record is from RefSeq and is a predicted model, not a curated record. The transcript is spliced from 3 exons.
AUGGGUCGCCUUGACAUCUUGCCCGCGCACGUCGACCCCUCCAUCUUCGACGCGAACGAUGUGUUCCUGGGCACUGGCGGUAUCUUGUACACAAUCUGCUACGCCCUGAUGGCACGCCAGUCCAUUCGCGACCGCACAUACGCCAUGCCUCUCUUCUCACUCGCAUUCAACUUUGCGUGGGAGAUUGUAUUCGCGAUAUACGUGGCCGAUGAGCUCCGGGAGAAGGCCCUCUUCGCCAUAUGGGGACUCUUAGACAUGGGCAUUGUCUACGCGGCUGUCACAUAUGGUGCAAACGAAUGGAAACAUGCGCCAGCAGUUGGCAAGAAUAUCGGCAAGAUCUUUGCUGGCAUGUUGGUAUGGUGGUGCAUCGCGUUGUGGGCUGUGAGCUCUUGGUGGCUUGAUGUCGAUCACCCCGUCAAUCCAAAAGUUGGAAAAGCGUACCGCGGCAAUCUGGGCAUCGACAAGGACGAGCUCGGUUUCUGGACUGCGAUGGUCGCACAGGUCGUGCUGAGCGUCAUGUCAUUGGCACAGCUUGUGUCGUGGGUCUUCGUAUAG